Bufo gargarizans (Asiatic toad) is the source of this 1360-nucleotide messenger RNA. RefSeq names its product snail family transcriptional repressor 2 (gene SNAI2). The coding region runs from base 140 to 943 and encodes 267 amino acids. The record is from RefSeq and is a predicted model, not a curated record. Lineage: Eukaryota; Metazoa; Chordata; Amphibia; Anura; Bufonidae. Gene Ontology annotation, biological process: regulation of DNA-templated transcription. Gene Ontology annotation, molecular function: RNA polymerase II cis-regulatory region sequence-specific DNA binding; DNA-binding transcription factor activity, RNA polymerase II-specific. The transcript is spliced from 3 exons.
AGAGGAGCCUCCCCCUGCACCUGACUAUUUACCAGCAGUGUGUGCAGCGGGGCAGUGUCGCUCCAUCCAGCGCAGCCCGCACACCAUGCUGUAGGACCUGGCGGCCAGCACGGACCGUUACUUCUCCUCAGCACUGAAAAUGCCGCGCUCCUUCCUGGUGAAGAAACACUUCAACUCCUCCAAGAAGCCCAACUAUGGGGAACUGGACAGCCACGCAGCAGUUCUGAUCUCACCUUUCCUGUAUGAGAGGUACCCGGUGGCCGUCAUCCCACAAGCAGACCUCCUCAGCUCCGUCGCCUACAGCCCUAUCACAGUAUGGACAAGCCUGCUCCCCCCUCCCCUACCCAGUGACUUGUCGCCCCUCUCCGGUUACCCCUCGUCGCUGGGACGGAUCAGUCCUCCCCCUCAGUCCGACACAUCAUCCAAGGACCACAGCGGCUCUGAAAGUCCCGUCAGUGACGAGGAGGAGCGGCUCCAGGCUAAACUGUGCGACCCCCAUUCCAUAGAGGCUGAGAAGUUCCAGUGCAGCCUGUGCACUAAAAGCUACUCCACCUUCUCCGGACUGGCCAAGCACAAGCAACUGCACUGCGAUGCCCAGGCAAGGAAGUCCUUCUCAUGCAAGUACUGUGACAAGGAGUACGUCAGCCUGGGAGCCCUCAAGAUGCACAUCAGGACCCACACCUUACCAUGUGUGUGCAAGAUCUGUGGGAAGGCCUUCUCCAGGCCCUGGCUACUGCAGGGACAUAUCAGGACGCACACUGGAGAAAAACCUUUCUCAUGCCCUCAUUGCAACAGAGCAUUUGCGGACAGGUCGAACCUGAGAGCCCACUUGCAAACCCAUUCAGAUGUGAAGAAAUAUCAGUGCAAAAGUUGUUCCAAAACCUUCUCCAGAAUGUCCCUGCUCCACAAGCACGAGGAGUCAGGCUGCUGUAUAGCGCACUGAGCCUUUCCAGUCUACACAUGUUUACCAGGACUACCAAAAGCUCAUUCCAGGUUCUUGCCAAAGGUAUUUUACCUCUUCUGACCAAUGCAACCCAACCAAGUCUUCCAAGCGUCUUCAGCAGUCAGAGAUGAAAAGAUCCAGAUGGACCAUAGGCUUCAGUUAUCUCUAGACCUUUCUUGCCUUAAUCAUUUCAGCCGGAUAGUAUUGGUGACUUUCUUCCACAAUAUCUCAGGUGCCUUCUAGGCCGUACGUGUGUCUUUGCGUUGUACUGAUAGGACAAUGGACCUUCUCCUAAGACUUUACACCAUGCAAAUGUUCUUGCCAAUCUCAGCGGAAGCCAAACAGAAUCCAUGCCUUACGACUUGUGCGUUCAUUACGACUGGACUUUUCUGGACGGUUAAGAGUUUUAUUAUGGGA